Molecule: messenger RNA, 5061 nt
Organism: Mobula hypostoma (lesser devil ray)
Lineage: Eukaryota; Metazoa; Chordata; Chondrichthyes; Myliobatiformes; Myliobatidae
Product: tapasin-related protein-like
Exons: 8
Coding region: 16-1209 (397 amino acids)
Source: RefSeq, a predicted model, not a curated record
AUCACUUGUACCAGAAUGUUGGCCAGCGUGGGACCUCACUGUCUGCAUCUUUGGAUGAUAUAUUUUACGGGGUUCAUUGAACCAUCUGUCAACGUAACACAACUCCCUAAAAUCGCCAACAUCUUGAAGGGUGAAAAUAUUUCCUUUGACUGUUCCCUUUCCUCCUUGCCGGAGGGUCCCCGCGUUGACAUAUAUUGGUGGAAAAAUGGUGAAAAUAAUUAUAUCAACCCAGACCAUGACGCCAGAGAAUUGACCGGCUUCAGCACUAAAUUCAGCGGCUUCCUGCAGAUAGUCAACGUGCGUCCACAAGAUGCGGGAGUCUAUUAUUGUACAAUCGCCCAUCAGGGCACAAUAAUUGGCAACGGAACUGGGUCAACUUUAGUUGUGUUGGUUCCUCCAACUCCAUUGAACAUUUACUCCGGAGAUCCAGAGAAAUCGGAAGCCUUGGCUAUUCUGUGCAAUACAUCUCCCUUUUACCCAAUGGAUAUCAGUCUCACCUGGUAUAAAGAUGGCAGCAAAAUUACAACCGGUUCACCUGUUACCACCUCCACUUCGGAUGGGCUAUAUGAAGCAUCCGGCAGAUUGUCAGUGACACAGGUUGUGCCAACCGGGACAGUCUACACCUGUCUGGUAUCUCACGUCACCCUCCGGGUUUCUGCACUAGCCACUUACAUCGUCAUCAACAACAGCACAGGAGCUAGUAUUAUCCGUGAUGUCAUGACCUCCAUAUGUGCAUUGAGCGGUUUGGUGUCUAUAUUGCUGGUCUUUCUCAUUGCGAAGCGAUGCAUUACAAGGAAAAAUAAAGGCACGCAAAAGGAGGAAGAAACAUCCGAUCAAUUCAGGUCUACAAGCGAGGCGAUGGUGUCUUACGCUGCACUAGAUUUUACCAAAUCCCGGAAAGUUCCAGGGUCCGUGAAUCAAGAGAGGACGGUCUACGCGCAGUCUACAAGCGAGGCGAUGGUGCCUUACGCUGCACUAGAUCUUACCAAAUCCAGGAAAGUUCCAGUCUUCGUAAAUCAAGAGAGGACAGUCUACGCGCAGACCAAGCAGAGGCCGCCUGAUAGGAACUUCACCUACGCCCGUAUCGCCGUAGCAAAGACCAAGAAAGAAGAAAUUGUUUAUCAUAGGGAGACCGACACAGUCGAUUCACAGCCGAGAAAAAAUCAAAGUGUCGAAGUUAUCUAUUCGGAACAGAAUCCCAAGGACUAAACGUGCCAAACCUGGAAUCUGUUUUACCUGAUUGAAUUUUAACUGCAAUGCCCCUUGCUGGACAACAAGAAACAAGCAGUACACCUAAGUGGUACAAGAAUAUGUGUCAAUUUACCAAAGUGAAGCCCUUAUUGCAAGUCGAAGUUUCCAAACGACUGAUCCCGCUCGUGGCCUUAUAUCCAGCGGAUGAAACCGGUUGCAGUACUUUGCCAAAGUUACGAUCCUCCAGUAGAUUUCGGUAUCCAUCCGGUUGAUAGCUUAUGGUCUGCAUCCCAGAGUGCUUAAGGAAGGAGCCCAAGAAAUAGUGGAUGCAUUAGUGAUAAUUUUUCAAAACUCUUUAGAUUCUGGACUGGUUCCUGAGGACUGCAGGGUGGCUAAUGUAACCCCGCUUUUUAUAAAAGGAGGGAGAGAUAAACCGGGGAAUUAUAGACCGGUUAGCCUAACAUCGGUGGUGGGGAAAAUGCUACAGUCAGUUAUCAAAGAUGUGAUAACAGCACAUUUGGAGAGCAGUGAAAUCAUUGGACAAAGUCAGCAUGGAUUUUUGAAAGGAAAAUCAUGUCUGACGAAUCUCAUAGAAUUUCUUUGAGGAUGUAACUAGUAGAGUGGAUAGGGGAGAACCAGUGGAGGUGGUAUAUUUGGAUUUUCAAAAUGCUCUUGACAAGGUCCCACACAGGAGAUUAGUGUGCAAACUUAAAGCACACGGUAUUGUGGGUAUAGUAUUGAUGUGGAUAGAGAAUUGGUUGGCAGCAAAGAGUGGGAAUAAACAUGGCUUUUCAGAAUGGCAGGCAGUGACUAGUGGGGUACCGCAUGGCUCAGUGCUGGGACCCCAGUUGUUUACAAUAUAUAUUAAUGACUUAGACGAGAGAAUUAAAUGCAGCAUCUCCGAGUUUGCGGAUGACACGAAGCUGGGUGGCAGUGUUAGCUGUGAGGAGGAUGCUAAGAGGAUGCAGGGUGACUUGGAUAGGUUGGGUGAGUGGGAAAAUUCAUGGCAGAUGCAAAUUAAUGUGGAUAAAUGUGAGGUUAUCCACUUUGGUGGCAAAAACAGGAAAACAGAUUAUUAUCUGAAUGGUGUCCGAUUAGGAAAAGAGGAGCUGCAACAAGACCUGGGUGUCAUUAUAGACCAGUCAUUGAAUGUGGGCAUGCAGGUACUGCAGGCGGUGAAAAAGGCGAAUGGUAUGCUGGCAUUUAUAGCGAGAGGAUUCGAGUACAGGAGCAGGGAGGUACUACUGCAGUUGUACAAGGCCUUGGUCAAACCACACCUGGAGUAUUGUGUGCAGUUUUGGUCCCCUAAUCUGAGGAAAGACAUUCAUGCCAUAGCGGGAGUACAAAGAAGGUUCACCAGAUUGAUUUCUAUGAUGGCAGGACUUUCAUAUGAUGAAAGACUGGAUCGGCUAGGCUUAUACAGGUUGGAAUUUAGAAGAUUGAUGAGGGAUUUUAUUUAAACGUAUAAAAUCCUAAAGGGAUUGGACAGGCUAGAUGCAGGAAGAUUGUUCCCGAUGUUGGGGAAGUCCAGAACGGGUGGUCACAGUUUGUGGAUAACGGGAAGCCUUUAAGGACGGAGAUUAGGGAAAACGUCUUCACACAGACAGUGGUGAAUCUGUGGAAUUCUCUGCCACAGGAAACAGUUGAGGCCAGUUCAUUGGCUAUAUUUAAGAGGGAGUUAGAUAUGGCCCUCGUGGUAAAGGGAUCAGGGGGUAUGGAGGGAAGGCAGGUACAGGGAUCUGAGAUGGAUGAUCAGCCAUGAUCAUUCUGAAUGGCGUUGCCGGCCCGAACGGUCGAAUGACCUACUCCUGCACCUAUUUUCUAUUUUUCUAUGCUUCUAUGGUAUUUCAAUAUGCAUCUACUAUGUUUUGUAACUGUAAACAGUUAAUUCGUCAUCGGAUCGCAAACGCGUGAGCACAGGUGAAAUGUGAGACGUUUGAAUGGAUCGGAAACGGAGGUUACUCAUACUGAGGACAUUUAGAAAUGGGUUAGAAACUAAACGGGGCGGGUAGUGUUGAGGAAACAGGCAGGCUGCAGAAGGACAGACAGAUUAGGAGAAUGGGCAAGAUAGUGGCAAAUGAAAUUCAGUGCUGGAAAUUUGCAUGGUCAUGCACUUUUUUAGAAGAAAUAAAUGUACAGACUAUUUAUAAACGGGGAGAAAAUCAAAAAAUCUGAGGUGUAAAGGGAUUUGGGAGUCCUUGUGCAGAACAACCUAAAUAUUAACUUGUAGGUUGAGUCGGUGCUGAGGAGGCAAAUGCAAUGUUAACAUUCAUUUCAAGAGGUCCAGAAUAUAAGAACAGGGAUGUGAUGCUGAGGCUUUAUAAGGCAUUGAUAAGGCCUCACCUUCAGUAUAAUGAACAGUUCUGGGCUCCUAGACCAAGGAAGCAUUGGAGAGGCCUCAGAGGAGGUUCACACGAAUGAUUCAGGGAGUGAAAGGAUUAUCAAACGAGGAACGUUGGAUGCCUCUGGGUCUGUACUCGCUGGAAUUCAGAAGUAUGAUGGGGGAUCUCAUUGAAACCUUUCGAAUAUUGAAAGGCCUAGACAGAGUAGAUGUGGAAAGGAUGUUUCCCAUGGUGGGGGAGUCUUGGACAAAAGAAUAGAGGGGCGUACACUUAAAACUCCAGAGAUGCGGGAAAAUGCCUUAGGCCGGACGAUGAAGAAUUUGUAGAAUUUGUUACCGCAGACAGCUGUGGCGGCCAGGUCGCUGGGUGUACUACCGCAAAGCUUAAUAGGUUAUUGCUAGAGCACAGUAUCUAAGUUUAUAGGGAUGAUUCGGGGAGGGAAACGAUUAUCAAACUUUCCAAACCACCACUCUACCCCGACAUCCAAGUCGUUAAUAAAAAUCACGAAAAGAAGAGGUCCCAGAAUACAUCCUUGUGGGACACCACUAGUCACAACCCUACAAUCUGAAUGUACUCCCUCCACCACGACUCUCUGCCUUCUCCAGGCAAACCAAUUCUGAAUCCACUUGGCCAAACUUCCCUGGAUCCCAUGCCUUCUGACUUUCUGAAUAAGCCUACCUUGUGGAACCUUUUCAAAUGCCUUCCUAAAAUCCAUAUAGAUCACAUCCACCGCACUACCCUCAUCUAUAUGCCUGGUCACCUCCUCAAAGAAUUCUAUCAGGCCUGUUAGACACGAUCUGCCCUUCACAAAGCCACGCUGACUGUCCCUGAUGAGAUCGUGAUUCUCUAAAUGCUCAAAGAUCCCAUCUCUAAGAAUCUUUUCCAAUAGCUUGCCCACCAUAGACGUAAGGCUCACUGGUCUAUAAUUACCCAGACUAUCCCUACUACCUUUUUUGAAGAAGGGGACAACAUUCGGCUCCUUUCAUUCCUCCGGUACCAUUCCGCUGGACAACGAGGACAUAAAGAUCCUAGCCAGAUGCUCAGCAAUCUCUUCCCUCCGCUCAUGGAGCAGCCUGGGAAAUAUUCCGUCAGGCCCCGGGGACUUAUCUGUCCUAAAGUAUUUUAACAACUCCAACACUUCCUCUCCCUUAAUAUCAACAUGCUCCAGAACAAUUUCGUGUGUGUUGUUUGGAUUUCCAGCAUCUGCAAAUUUCCUCUUGUAUGUGAUAUAACUCUAUGACACAUACUGGCAGACGGCACUGCCUGUCUACGCUGAAACUUAGAAUCGUGCAGUGCAGAAACAAGCUAUUCGGCCCAACUCAUCUUUGCCUACUCUCCAUAGUUUUCCAUCUCCCAAUACGUGGGCUGUAGCUUUCUAUUUUUCAUUCUGUAAAAACAAGCAGAUGCAGUGUAUUUACCUUUAUGCUGUAUAAAUUAGUCUUGUUACUUUAAAAUCUGUGCUUAGAUUUUACUGAACUGUAAGUCAAAAUUUAAAUUAGUAAUUCAGACAAGAGAGAACCAAAAUAAA